Messenger RNA from Plectropomus leopardus (leopard coralgrouper), 6936 nucleotides. Lineage: Eukaryota; Metazoa; Chordata; Actinopteri; Perciformes; Serranidae. The record is from RefSeq and is a predicted model, not a curated record.
AUGGCUCCGUCCCAGGUCAGUGAGGUCAUCAAGGAGAAGGUGCAGCAGCGCAGCAUCCAGCUCUCCUGGCAGGAGCCCCAGCAGCCCAACGGCGUCAUCACGGAGUACGAAAUCAAAUACUACGAAAAAGAUCAGAAGGACCGAGUGUACUCCACGGUGAGGUCCAAGUCCACAUCGGCCACAGUGAACAACCUGAAGCCCAGCACGGCCUACGUGUUCCAGAUCAGGGCCUUCACAGAGGCAGGAUACGGCACUUACGGCCCUAGACUGGAGAUAACCACCAAGGAAGAGGCCACAGCCGCGAUUGUCUCCAGCGAGCAGAACCCCGUCAUCAUCAUAGCGGUGGUGGCCGUGGCGGGGACCAUCAUCCUGGUGUUCAUGGUGUUCGGCUUCAUCAUCGGGAGAAGGUACGCUCUCGCGGGCCCCAUUGACUCUCCGCUCCUGCACUGCGGGUACAGCAAAGCCGAUCAGGAGGGAGACGAGGAGCUCUACUUCCAGUUUAAAUUUCCAGGCACCAAAACCUACAUUGACCCUGAAACCUAUGAGGACCCAAACAGGGCUGUCCAUCAAUUUGCCAAGGAGCUGGACGCCUCCUGCAUUAAAAUCGAGCGGGUUAUUGGAGCAGGAGAGUUCGGGGAGGUGUGCAGCGGCCGGCUCAAGCUGCCCGGGAAACGGGAUGUGUCAGUUGCCAUAAAGACGUUAAAAGUGGGCUACACGGAGAAGCAGAGGCGGGACUUCCUGUGCGAGGCCAGCAUUAUGGGACAAUUUGACCAUCCGAACGUCGUUCAUCUGGAGGGGGUUGUGACGAGAGGAAAGCCAGUGAUGAUUGUCAUCGAGUACAUGGAGAACGGCUCAUUAGAUGGUUUCCUCAGGAAACACGACGGUCAGUUCACAGUCAUCCAGUUGGUGGGGAUGCUGCGGGGCAUCGCGGCAGGAAUGAGAUAUCUCUCCGAUAUGGGAUAUGUCCAUCGAGAUCUGGCCGCACGAAACAUCCUUGUCAACAGCAAUCUCGUAUGUAAAGUGUCUGACUUCGGCCUGUCAAGGGUGAUCGACGACGAUCCCGAGGCUGUCUACACAACAACUGGGAAGAUGCAGGAUGUUAUGAAUUUGAUCUUUACUCCAGCCACUGACCUGCAUUUUACUGAACAGGGUGGCAAAAUACCCGUCCGAUGGACCGCGCCGGAAGCCAUACAGUAUCGUAAAUUCACCUCUGCAAGUGAUGUGUGGAGUUAUGGCAUUGUCAUGUGGGAAGUCAUGUCCUAUGGGGAACGGCCCUACUGGGAUAUGUCCAAUCAAGACGUCAUAAAGGCGAUAGAGGAAGGCUACCGUCUUCCAGCCCCUAUGGACUGUCCACCUGGCUUGCAUCAGCUAAUGCUGGACUGCUGGCAGAAAGACAGAGCCGAACGUCCCAAAUUCGACCAGAUAGUCGGCAUCCUUGAUAAGAUGAUCCGCAACCCUAACACGUUGAAAACCCCAGUGGGAACAUGUACAAGACCAAUUAGUCCACUGUUAGAUCAGAGCACACCAGACUUCACCGCUUUCCGCUCAGUGGGAGAGUGGCUGGAAGCCAUCAAGAUGGAGCGAUACAGAGACAACUUCACAGCAGCUGGCUACAGUUCCCUGGAAUCUGUGGCCAGGAUGUCAAUCGAGGAUGUGAUGAGCUUGGGGAUCACGCUGGUGGGCCAUCAGAAAAAGAUCAUGAGCAGCAUACAGACUAUGAGAGCCCAGAUGCUGCAUCUCCACGGCACGGGCGUCCAGGUGUGACGAACUGCGACAGGCCUCGUCGGGCAGGGCGGAAAACACACAAAGACAGAACUUAUCCGGAGCAGUGCCUGGGACGUAACCGGGAUAAUCGUCAAAGUUAACGGACAUCUGUUAUGUCUGACUCUUCCGGCUGUGUCUGGAGUGAAAUCAUUCCUUUGUUCCUCAGUGAAGGAUUGUGGUCCGCCUCUUCAAAGGGCACUAAAGAGGAAAAGGGCAAAAAACAGCAACAAAAAAAGAAACUACCUGGAUGACUUCCUUUUUUUCUUCUUUUCUUUUUGAAGCGCUUAUGAACCCAACCACAUAUCAAAUGGCGCAUUGAACAGGAGUUUCUUUAACUUAACAACUGAUUUAAGUGCACACCACAGCUAUGGAUUUCCUUUAAAACGAACAAAUCUUGCGGUGGUUUUCCUUUUUUUCUAAUUUGUUACUUUUCUUUGUGUCCGCCACAGUGACACGUUGUGGCCCAUGCAGCAGCUGUUUUUUUUUUUUUCUCUCGUAUUUGGACUUGACAACAGGGUAAACUCUCUUUUAUCCAAACGCAGAGGGAACUUCUAGACUCAAAGGUACUUUUUGUGCUGACACAUGCUGGACUGUGUGAACUGUUUGCAGUGUUUUUCCCUUCAUGUGUUGUUGAAGUGAAAAUCCUUACGUGCUUGUUUGCGGCCUACGGAAAUGUGUUUCAACCUUUUUUUGUAUUAAGGAAUUUCCUGAAGAGUGCAACACUGAGGAGACGCAGGGGACGAAACGUUCUUCGAAUCAACAGACUUUUAUAUCAGCGUAGCAAUAUCCUUUGUCUUAGUGUUCACUACAGGAAACGCAGAACCUGGUUUGUUGGGUAGAAUGUUUCUGGAAGUUGAAAUCGAAGCCACCACCGCAAAUUGUUUUGCCAUCAUUUUGCCGAAAAUAUUGCACACAGUGUUUGUUUUGGUGCAAAUACAAUUUUUUUUAAGGGUGGAUCCAAGAACGUCUUAGACGUAAUACUGCCUUAAAAUGUGUUAAGUAUUGCCACUAUUUUAGGCACUUCAAUGGCAAUGCUUCCUGGGUUCAUUUAAAGGGUGGACAAGCUCCCUACUUUUUGUUUUCCUUGUAGUGUGAUGUCUUUUUAUCUGGAACUUGAACCGGUGAAAUCAAGUGCAAGGUUUAAUGCCACGAGUGACACAGUCGGCGAAGACGAGACGGACUAAACAGAGCAAUAAAUACCAGGUAGAAAUGGUCCUCACCUGAGAUUCUUAAGGUGCUAGGUUUUAUCGCAUGUGUGUGCUGAGACAAACCCUUCGGAACGAUUCCAGAAAAAAGGAAAAGGAAUGUACCUCUUUGACUUAAAAAACAGUUUUGAAAAGUGCUCGGGCUAGGGUUAGGGUUAGGCACAGACCCUAAACUGCCGUGCCAAUUUAUCGAAUGAAAUGAUCAUGUCACAUUUUGCCGCUAUGAUAUGCUAAACGUUUGAUGGAAACCUAACAUGGCAUGGAAAUGUCACACCAAGUGGCUGCGGAGAUGAAAGAGGCGCCAUUAGGAACACUAGAAAGGUUCCAAUUAGCCACGCUGACAUCAUCUUCCGACUCACGAAGCACCGUCCAGAAAUCAAAGAGCCUCCUUCAGGGUUCGGGUCUGAAAAUUCAGGACCAAACGAUGGAACUCGAGUCAGAUCGUGCCGUUAAAUCCCACCGUCCCGGCUCUGUAGGCAGCCAUGCAGCUCUCCCGUUGUUUAUUCACGCGUCUCCGCCGCUCAUCCCCUCACAGGCGUAGAUGUGACGGAACAUGCAUUAAAGUGUCUCUCAAGAUUGCUCCUCUUUUCUUCCAUACAGCUUUGUAUGGAGAACAGAGACGAGGGGCCUUUGCAAAAGACGUGCUAAAAGCCAAUCAACCUAUUCGGUGCCAUCUGUCUCCACUUCAAAUGCAAAAAAAAAAAAAAAAAAAAAAAAUUGUUUCCAUGUUGAGUAUGUUUUAGUGCAGUAUUCUUUGAUAAGAAAAUGCAGUUAUUCAGCUGUCAUGUAAAGAGGAGCGUUGUUCGGAGGGGAAAACCAUUACAACCAUAUAUUUUACUGCUGCUGUAACCGCAGAUAAAUCUAUAUUUUCAAAGCUACAGUCACUUCAUUCAACUAUAUUCAUCUCAAAUGCAAAGAAAAAAAAGUAACAAAACCACAUCAGAAAUCAUCAACCAUGGGCUCACUGACAAGAUGCAAAACCAUUACUAGCUUUGUCCGUUCUCUCUAUUAUAUUUCAAACUGCAUCCACGUUAAGCUACAUUAAAAACACAUCUUUUUCUUUCUAUAUUGGUCUUAUGUCCAGACUCCUCUGGUGUGGAGCCUUGAGAAAAGGCUCUCCUGGGUGGAUAAUACUGAAAGGUACAGGAAACAAGGACAUUGUAAGCCUGCUUAGACACUAUUGAAUAGUCUGUCACCUAUAAAGGGGGUAGCUAUAAUCCUGAAACAGACGUGCACAGCAGACAGUCAUGGCUGCAAAGACGGAUAUGUCCACACACACACACACUGUUUGCACACAUAGUCGGUGAAGUCAAACAUAAUUGGGCUAGAUUCAGAUGGUCCGGUGGCUGAUCUAACAAUACGGGUGUUAUGAUUACCCUGAUAUUUUCUUCGUCAAUCCAUUGGUGUAUAAAAUAGUAAAAAGUGCCCAACACAUGUUCUGAAAGCCCAGCAUAUAUCCUAUGUACAAAAUUCCUAGUUUUGUCCAACUUACUGUCUGAAAUCCAGAGAUAUUCAAUUAGGACUAGAAAAUGAGGCAAACAUUCACAUUAAAGUCGGAACCUGUGAAUUUUUGACACUUUUAGCCUAAAGAAUGAUUGAAAUAUUUAGUUUCAUUAGUUAAUUUCAGCUUUACAUUUUGUUUGCACUGUUGGAUUUGAAAUGCCAUUUUGCAGGUAAUGUUGACUAGCUACAAUCAGAAUACUAUUUUUCACUGUAACAGUACUAUUGACUGACAACAGAAAAAAGAAGUAAUUAAACAAUACUUACUGUCGAGUUUGACUGUAUUAAAGGAAUACUUCACCCAUAAAAUGAUCAUUUGUAUAUCAGUUACUCCAAUUGCGUUAUGCUUAAUUUAUAACUUUUUUCUCGCAUGCCUCCAUGGUGAACAAAUAAUCCAAAAACUGAGAAAAUUCUUAAUGAAUUAAAGUGUAUCAGGGUCAUGUUUAACUAUUUCAGUGGAACGCUUGAACAGAGUUUAAAGGCACGUGGUUGACCAGGUGCACUUCAUCCCUGAAGCUGUUCAUGUGGAAUUUGUUUUUUAAAUACUAUUGUUAUAGCAAAAAUGCAUGUGUUUGGUAAGAACUAAGCAUACAUCUAGAUAAAUGUUAGUCGAGUUAUACUGCACAAGUUGUUUGAGAGUAUGUUAACCGAUGUGUUGAUAUAGUUUUUCUGCUGUUAAAAUGGCCCCCAUUAACUUCAAUUCAUCAAGAAUUUUCUCAGUUUUUGGAUUUUAUUCACCGUUGAGGCAUGCGAGAAAAACAAAGUUUGGCUCACAAAAUCAAGGUAACACGGGGUGAGUAACUGAGUAAUAUACUGAUAUACAAAAAAUAAUUUUGAGGGUGAAGUAUCCCUUUAAAAAACUUCUGAUCACAGAAACCCAGAGAUUUAAUCAAUCUGUGCUAUUGGGUUUUUUUUGUUUUUGUUUUUAUCAGAUUUAAUCUGUAAUUCAUAGUUCCACCAAUAGACUACAUUUCCUGAUUUUCUGUCGUCCAGCUGCUUUGUGAGGACAGACAUCUUAACAAAAAUUAAAAGAAAAAGCUAAUGUGGAUGCUUUCAUUUUUACAUGUAUUUUCAAAAUUAUCCGACUUAGCGUGGAUGUAUGCAUUGAUCCAUUUUCACUGUGGGACUCACCUUUGUGAGGAGACACCAGGAAUUAGCCCUGACCAGCUCUGAGCCCCUGUGUCACACACACCCUCCCUUUAUCCAUACAGCAGAGCUCAGCAAUUGGGCCUUGGCCAGACCUUUGAAUUGAAUACCGGCAUAAAGUCAUUUAGUCAGCACAAAACUCCCCAGUUCACAGGCAGCACUCUCUCUCACCAUCCACCCCCCCAUCCCCCACCCCCUGCUCUGAUUUUAAAACCAGGGCCCCUGGAGGCCCCUCACACCCCAGGGUAGAAUGCCUCAGUCCCCUUUUUCCUGUGCUGGGGAAACAGCAGUUUGAGCCAAAUUGAGAUUAAGGCCAGGAUACAAUCGAUCCAACAUCCAAAUCACCUGUAACCUUCACCAUGAAAAGUCACUUUACUGUCUGUUCCAGCUUAUUUCAUCCACAUUUUUAAACUUCAGGUUGCUCAACUCUUGACAAGAAUAGGUUUGUUGUGGCUCUAUUUCAGCAAAAACACAAAAAAUAAUACAAAAUUUAAAAAUAUUAAAAAAAAAAAAAAAAAAGUAGAGGGUUGGUUGGAAUCAGGAAUAGCUGAUAGAGUAUGACGUUAUUUUUCAAAUCUUGUUGGUUCAGCAGUUGGAAAUUAGUUUCACCGCUUUGUCGAGGUGGUGGAUAAUUCCAAAGAGUGCAGCACUGUUGAUUGUGUCAGAGAGACGAGACUUUGAGGGAAUCUUUGUAUAUGUUCUAAUUGUAAAACUUGUACAUUUUAUUUAUAUUGUUUUUUUACACAUAUUACUCAGUAGAGAGCUCUGAAUACAUUGAAAAUGCACUAUAUUUUUCUAUCUCGCAGAUGAAUUAUUGUCACCCACAAGAUUUCAGUUGUACAUAAUUUUUUUUCAUUUAGGACCAAAGACAGCUGAUAGGAUUUCCAUCUUUUCUUUUGACUUUGUUUUGAUUUUGCCUUUGUUUUAGGUUGUUGUACAGUAAUACAAAUUGUCAAUUUAUUAUUUAUUUUUCUGUGAUGAAAGUAUUCAGAAUAUUCACUGGUCAAAAGUAUUUUCCCCAACAGCAGAACUGUAAGAUCAUUUAAUUAGACAAUUUCUUGUUACAUAGACAAUUCUUUUUGCUUUGUAACCUUUGUAAUAGACUGUACAUAUAUUUUUGGAAAUAUAAUACAAUCUCUAUAGAAGUUUGGGUUGUCCCUUGUGUUUUUUUUAUCAUUACCCUAACUCAUUUUAAUACACAAGUGUUAAGUAGACAUUCAUGAAAGUUUUGGUUAUUAGUAAACUACAUCCAGUGCCAGACCUAGCACAUUCAUUGCCCUGGGCAACCCCCCCUGCCAACCGUCAAAUGCCAGCCCCUGCC